AUGGAGUCAGCACCUCAAUCCACCACCCUGCCGCCAACAAUGCGCGCCUGGGUCCGGCGUCGGCGGGGCCCCCCGGCAACAUCCCUCGAACUGGCCGAUGUUCCCGUCCCCCCAACUCCGCCAGGAUCGUCGGCCGACGUCCUGAUUCGCGUCUCGCACGUGUCGCUACAGUUCAACUCGCCGUUUUUUAUCAGCACGUUGCCCAGCCUCCCCUUUACCGGUCCAUGGAUCCCCGAGCUCGAAUUCUCAGGCGAGGUUGUCGCUGCCGGCACCGGCGCCCCGCCCGAAGUGCGCGAUCCUGGCACGCAGGUUGUCGCCUUCUCCAAUGUCCCCGGCACAGUGCUGAAAGGCCAGGGCGUGCUGUGUGAGUACGUGCGGGUGCCGGGGGGAAAUGUCACGCGGAUUCCAGAGACGAUGGAUAUGGCGGCGGCGUCCGGGAUUAACGGCUGUGGCAGCACGGCAGUGAAAAUGAUCCGCACGUCCGGCGUGUCUCCGGGUCAUACUGUGCUUGUGAACGGUGCUAGUGGGUCGGUUGGAUCGGUGCUGGUACAGAUGCUCAAGAUGCGUGGGGCACGGGUGGUCGCGAUCGCGAGUGGCGGCAACGAGGAGCUGGUACGCGGUUUGGGCGCUGAUGAGUUUGUCGACUACAAGAGUCAUGACUCGCUUCCAGCCUUUUUGGCCACCGAGUAUGGCGAGCAGCCGUUCGACUUCGUGUUUGACUGCGUCGGGACGCAGGCUCUCUUUGCCAACUCCCCGGCCUAUCUCAAGCCCGAGGGGGCUGUGAUCAAUAUUGGAGCCAUCGAGGGCAUUUGGUCGACGACGCUUGGCAUUCUCUCGAACUGGUUCUUGCCUACCUGGCUGGGUGGCGUACCACGUCGCUACAUCGUUUUCAGCACGCCGCCGACACGUAUGGCCACGAUCCAUGUGGUAGACCUCAUUGAGAAGAGGGGACUACGUGUCUCUGUAGAUUCUGUCUUCGACAUGGAGAAUGCCCUCGAUGCCUAUGUGCGCAUUGCCACCAAACGCGCCCGUGGCAAAGUUGUAGUCAAGGUGUGCAGAGACGACGGGGCGAAUAUAUGA
Messenger RNA from Penicillium macrosclerotiorum, 1080 nucleotides. Its product is annotated as NAD(P)-dependent alcohol dehydrogenase. Lineage: Eukaryota; Fungi; Ascomycota; Eurotiomycetes; Eurotiales; Aspergillaceae. The transcript is spliced from 2 exons. Gene Ontology annotation, molecular function: oxidoreductase activity. The record is from RefSeq and is a predicted model, not a curated record. Bases 1 to 1080 code for a protein of 359 amino acids.